GAAAGAGCUACAGCGUUGAAGCACCACAUCCUGACUCUGGAUUACAAGCCUCCCCUCGACUCAGCUCCACCACCUGAUUCUACAAAAGUUAUUUCUGCUCGUUGUCUGACAAAGGACACUUCAAUCACCCCCUGAGUAUCUCACUCUCCUGCCUGAGCCUGACAGCUCUCUCUCUGCACAGAUGGAGUCCCACGUAGCAGUGACGGUCCUGUUGUUAUGCGUCAUUGGAACCUCUACAGGCUCCGGUCAGACGUGUGUCCCGACGGAAAAUGAGAAUCCGUGGAUCUUUGUGAAGGAGAUGCAGACUGGAUGCUGGACAAGCUUCAUCGGCAAAGACAACAAAGAAGUUCAUAUUAUCAACCUGAUCUUCACUCCACAGGAUGACAAGAUGUUCUCUAUAAAUGUAACCAGACCUAUGAAUCUUAUCCUGACAUCAGCAGACACAACGUUUAGUGCAUACUACCUCAACAAAGAUGCCAGCAUUUAUGUGAGCAAAAACUCAUCGUUCAAUUUUCACGGACAGCAAAGCCACAAUAUUCACAAGGAAGAAAUGCCGUCUGAUGAUGAGGAGCUGGUCAAAUGGGCCACGCAGAGAUUUGGAGGAGUGACGUCUUUCACGACGAUUCAAAACCUGAAACAACUUCACGUAACAGAAACGGGAACCAAGGCCGGCUCUCAUGAAUGCGUCCUUGGAAAUGAAGACACAUCUGAGAAACGCUUUCUGACAGUUGAAACAGUUGCAAGUGUUCCAUUUAAAUCCUGCUUCCCAACGCUCCCGAACAGCAGCGAAGACCUACAUGUCAUAAAUAUCCCCGAAAGUUCCAAUAUUCGAAAUGUGUCUCUUCACAUGGAGGUUGUAGAGAAAACCAGUUUAUUGUUGAGAGGUCCCCAGGGAACUCUUUGGACGAUUAUGAACCUGAAACACAGCAAACUAUUUUCGAAUAAUGAGAUUCUUCUCGAUCACAUGCGCCACCGAAUCCCUCCGAUGUUUUCUCUGAACAGUGACGUUGCAGAAAUAGUUCAAAAAAAGGCUCUGGAGUAUUUUAAAAGUGCAAGUUUGACCAGCUACACUGAAAUCACAGCAGAGGGCUCCACGAUUGCACUGACGUUACAAAAGAGAGCGAUCAAUACAGUUUCAGACGCAGUGCUGAAAACAUCUCCCACUGUUACGACAAACGGGCCUCAUCUGAUGCCUCUGAACAUGCAGCUGUACAACUCUCCUGAUUUCCGCUCUCCUCUGGAUCCAAACGCCAAAGUGCAGAGCAACAGGAGAAUCUACGCAGAGAUUACAGGACGCACCUUGGGGGACAUUGUCCUAACCAUAAAGGUGAUGCAGUGCUUUCUGCGCUCCAAAGGCUCGUGUCCUGUUGUGAAGGAGCUGCCUUUCAUGACUGAAACCUGCUCCAGUAGCUCUUGUGUGAACAGCACCAGGCUCAGCUUCUCUUUGGAUCAGCUUCAAGAGCUCACAUCGACCGCCUGGGACCUGGAGUGCUCUGUCAAAAUUUGUUAUAGCGAGAAAUGUGGCGAUGGGGGGCGAGUAAAGCGUUACCUGGAGGUGACUCAGCCGUGUCUACAGCCGCCACCCACUGAGUGCUUUGACUUUGGCCUACCCGGGGUUCUUGGCAUUGCAUUUGGAGGGUUUCUGAUUGGAGUGCUACUUAUUGGAGCCCUCUGGUUUAUCAAAAUCAAAACAGGAUACCCAACUGGACUAGACAUGAGUUCAACAGUGGGAUGUCCUUGUUCCGGUACAAAACGACAACCUGUUUCCACUAACCCUUCCCCAUCAGAGAACAGCAGUGCUAAUGCGAGCAUUGGAAGCACCCAGAGCACCCCCACCAGCAGCAUGGCAUGAGACAGCAGGGCCACAGCCGCUGGCGCAUCUCUCUUUCAGCCAGCAACCCUGGGCUUUGGGUUGUCUACAAUCAGGCUUUCAAAAGCUGUCUCCAUUUGGCCCUCAUUUAAAUAGUAGACGGAAAGCGGGACCUGUGUCUUCGAUACAAAUACAAAGAUUUGAAGUUUGUGGAGGUCGGGGGUCUGAGUGAUGGAUAACACGAGUCUAAUCAAUGGCUUCUGGCACUCACCUCCACAGGCCCUCUGUAAACCCGCCAUCGAGGCAGGAAGUUAAAGAGGGCAAGAGAAAAAAAAUAAAUAAAUUGGCUCCCAGCAACAGGAAAAACAAACCAUAUCCCCCAAGAGCUAACAGGAAAUUCACCACAUUCUUUCAAUGAAUUGUGCUUGUGCUUGUGUGAUGGAAGCACAACGAUUGUUAGAUAGCAGACAAACCUGUCAUGUGUGUUUCACAUUCAUACUACUCCAACAUCAAGUGACCAAACAGCUUAUUAGUUAGGACCUCAAAAGCACAGUAUAAUUACAGUUAUUGUGAGUAAUUUAUAACUUGAGGUCACUGACGAUCAGCUACCUCUUCAAAUCUCCGUCUGGAGCUGAGGUUUCAUUUACCCUCAGUGUUUGACUGGUGGACAUCUUGUUUAUUCUAUUUCAUUUCAUCAUUUGCAGUGUGAGUUUUGUAGAAAGAGUCACCGUCGUGUUACAGCUACAUUGUCAAUUGGGCCAUGUCAAAACAUUUAUUUUUAUUUUUUUAAUAUAUAUAAUUUAUUGUGACUCCUUAAAAUGCGUGCAGAGAUCACUCACACACCUCAGCUAAAUCUCACAUGAGGCGUGACCCCUUAGAGGCUGUUAUUAGUCACAAAAAGACCCUUUAUGUGGCACAGUUAUAUGGCCAUAUGGUGAGAGAGGAGUAAUGUCCCUAUAAUGAUCAGCAACUAUCCAAACACUGAGCCGCAGCUGUUAGAGCCACGAGGAGAACUUUCCCCACAACAGUGUUUCUGGAAGAGGAUUUUCUGUAUCUUUUACUCAACAUCAGUUACCACCUUUUCCUAAUCUGUAGAACUUCUCUGCCGUUACAAAUGCAUCUGUCUUAGCACACAUUCAUUUUUUUAUGUUAAUUUGAUCAGAAUUAAACAGCCAGUUCAAUAAAUGAGCUCUGGACGUGAUUUUUCAGUUUUAUCACUUUAAAUGAAUUUAUAAAUAACAUUUUUCUUUCUACAAAAUUCAACUCAACAGCGCACAAAUAUGUUUUAUAUAAAUGACAUUUAUGAAGUCGUGUUUAUUUUUUUGGUAUUUUAACAAAAUGCUGUAAAAUAUCCUGCAGUGCGACCGUAACUUUUCUUUCAAAAAUUCUAUAAAGAUACAGGAGCAGUUUAGGUGUGGAAUGAAAAAUCACACAUUUAAAAAACAGAAUGAGCUCGUCUGACAUUUAACCACGAGGUUGAGCUCAGGGGUCGAAGGUUUAAGAUAAGUCCAAAUAAAUAAUGGUCAUAUUCUUAUUUUUGUCAAAUUAAACUUUUCUGAAAACAUUGAACAUGGGCCAGUUACAUGUCCUGCAGCGGGACAGUUGUGUUUGUGAUGAAAAUACAGCUCAGUUGUUAAAAUGAUAUUCUUUAAGAUGAGACAGUUACAUCAUUAUUCACCUGCACCACGGAUAAAAUGUAAAAUGAAGUGAAAAGAGUUGCACUAAAGUGACAGUGUGCGCCACAGAGCAGCUGCAGGACGUGAAUCAGCCCCUGAGAAAACACGUUUUUUAAGGCAUCUGUAAUAAAUUAAAUGCAAGACAGACAAGUUUAAUGUCAUACUGUGGAACAUUCCAAUAAAUAUUGAAUAGGGCCGUAUUAAAUAAUGGAUUUGUUAAGAUUAAGUCAACAGCAACACAAAAACCCCCACAAAAUAUCUAUAAUUUUACAUUUCAAAAUCAUAAACACGGCCGUUUUGUCAGUUCUGUAACGACUUUUACCCAAACGUCUGUAGCUCUGAGUCCUGAUUUUACCUUGUGUUUUGUGAGACAAAACACAUUUCUACCUUGUACAUGUGAUCGGCUGCAUCAGCCCAUCAGACGGUUGAUCCGUAACUCUCUGUUUGCAUGUAUAAAAUGUAAAUGUCUUAGAGGUGAAUUAUAAUGUUAAAGUCUGUAUUUAAUCACACAGUGAACAUUUGACAGGUCACUACUCUGUAUCUACACUGAGUUUGUUGAAGGAGGUGUUUCUGUUUGUUCCGCUGCAUUAGAGCUUUUUCUUUUUCUAUAUAUAGCAAUAAAACGAGAAAUAACUGUUGCCCCAUAAUGAAAUUAAUUGGUCUAGAACUGUGUAUUUCUAUGGUCUGUGUCGAAUGUCUUUGAGUAAAUGUGCAAUAUGAGGUAAACCCUUUGUAGAAUAUUCUUAUAAUUGAUAAACACGUGGGACAGUCUUUACUGGGACAUUUAUAUAAGCCACACUUUGAGUCAUUUCUGUGGUGAUUAGAUUUCCUUUGUUGGUUUUACCUCUGUCUGGCCUCACCUCUGACUCCCCUCGUGUCCCAGAGCAGACCUGUCCCAGAGCAGGGCCUGUCCUAGAUCAGACCUGUCCCAGAGCCUGUCCCAGAGCCUGUCCAUGCUCACAUUGACAUCCUGACAUUGUACUGUGUUCAUUGUCUUGUCUUUAUGGGCGGGAGGCGCGUGGACAUUCCAAAAGCUAAAACAUUUAACAAAGGGAAUCAUCCCAGUUGGAAACACCCCCAGAAUAACCUUGGUUUAUUUGCGACUCUCAAACAGUGUGAGUGCAGUGUUGUCAAUACAAGUGUCUCACACGCUGCAGCUCUGGUGACUGGAGCUGCUCCUGACAGAAGCAUCACACAAACUGUCAGUUAAUUCACUUGUUAACCCUGAGAAUCUGUUCAUUACCUCUGACAUCCCCACUGUCUUAGUUAGCACUGUAGCUGCGUGUCAUUCUCCACACAGCCUGUGUGUGUUCUGUGUGUGGUGUGUGUGUGUUGUGUGUGUGCACAUGAGCAUUUGGCUCAUUUUGUCUCUUAACAAUGUCCAAAAAUGUGGAAUCACGGAGGAGAACUUUGCCAAAUGUGUACCUGCUUUGAUUGCCUUGACAGUUUUAUUUCUGCACUAACGUGGGCACAGUGCACAGUAUUUAAAGAUGAUACUUUUAUGAGAGUUUUCAAAUGUUUUUCAUGUACAUAGUAUUAUUUUAUAUCUACCAUUGAUUCAAAUUAAUAAACCAAACUUGAUUAACCUG
Periophthalmus magnuspinnatus is the source of this 5075-nucleotide messenger RNA. It is a transcript of the gene eng, whose product is annotated as endoglin. The transcript is spliced from 14 exons. NCBI's taxonomy places the organism in Eukaryota, Metazoa, Chordata, Actinopteri, Gobiiformes, Gobiidae. The coding region runs from base 182 to 1852 and encodes 556 amino acids. The record is from RefSeq and is a predicted model, not a curated record.